UGUAAUAGACGCAAAUUCGGCACAGUUCGAAUACGCGACUAGCAGAAGGUGGUGCUGAAGUUUUGUGUAGCUGCUUCAACACCGAAAAUAUUUUGUGAUGAAUUAAAAUACACCAUGGCGCUUACAAAAUACAUUAUUCCCUUAAUAUUUGGGAUGACGUUUGCUUCACAAUUGAAUAUAGAAGAAUGGAACGAGAUGGCUAGGAAUGGAAUCAUACCGAAUCCUCAAAAAUGUGGCAGAGUCGGUGUAUCAGAUCGUAUUUUUGGUGGCACUGACACAAGUAUAGAUGAAUAUCCCUGGACCGCCUUGCUACUGUACUCAAAUAAAAAGACUCAAGAUUUCGGCGCCGGCUGCAUGGGUUCACUCAUUUCCAAACAAUAUGUGCUCACAAUAGCACAAUGCGUUGACGAAAGCUUUGCACCUAAAGAGGGUGUUAAUUUUAUUGGUGUACGUUUCGGAGAAUGGAACAUUUCAUACAAACGAGACUGUCAAAAAUUUAGUGGAGGCAAAUCCCUUUGCGCUCCAUUGUAUAUGGAUAUAGUAGCAGAUGUUAUAAUCUCACAUCCAGAAUACAACAAAAAGACGCUACGGAAUGAUAUAGCUUUACUACGUUUGAUAAGAAAAAUUGCAUUUACGGAUUUCAUUAGCCCCAUAUGUUUGCCAUAUCAUGAAGAUCAGGGAUAUAUCGGUGCGCCGAACAGCACAGCAGAAAUCACUGGCUGGGGUGAAACUCUGAGAAGAGAUGAGAGCCAAAUAAAACAAAAAGCAACUGUAAAAAUAUUCGAACUUAAUGCUUGUGAGAGUAGAAUUAAUGGUGCAGUGGGUAUGCAUUACAGUUUCGCUCCGGACUUGCAAAUAUGUGCUAUGGACGAUGUCAAAGUCGCAUGUAAACUAGAUGGCGGUGGACCGCUCAUGGUUCAACAUUCAAAUGAAAAUAAACCGGCAUAUUAUUUGAUUGGGUUAUUCUCCAGUAUGGACAUUACAUGCGAUAGGAAGAAUCUUCCUGGUAUAUACACGCGCGUCCAGGCCUACCUGCCAUGGAUAAAAGAGCACAUUCACUUGUAAUUAUUAAUGAAUGCAAUAUUUAACCAGAAUAUAUAGUGUAACUUAUGUCUUUGUAAUUAAAAUAAAAAAAUUCA
This is a messenger RNA of Bactrocera oleae (olive fruit fly), 1139 nucleotides long. Its product is annotated as transmembrane protease serine 9. Gene Ontology annotation, molecular function: serine-type endopeptidase activity. Gene Ontology annotation, biological process: proteolysis. The record is from RefSeq and is a predicted model, not a curated record. NCBI's taxonomy places the organism in Eukaryota, Metazoa, Arthropoda, Insecta, Diptera, Tephritidae.